Fusarium oxysporum Fo47 is the source of this 525-nucleotide messenger RNA. RefSeq lists its product as uncharacterized. The coding region runs from base 1 to 525 and encodes 174 amino acids. The transcript has a single exon. The record is from RefSeq and is a predicted model, not a curated record. NCBI's taxonomy places the organism in Eukaryota, Fungi, Ascomycota, Sordariomycetes, Hypocreales, Nectriaceae.
AUGGCCUAUAUCAACGACCGGCAGUGGCAUAGCAGAACGCGUCCUGAGCCUGCAUAUCUGGCCUCUCGUCCUCGUCGUCUUUCUAAUCAACAUGGAGCAGUUGGAGAUGGUCUUCCUCUUCCCCAGAAGUCAGCGUCAGCUUCAGGUUCCGCCCACCAGGACCCGGAAAGAGAUCGGACUCCCUACAAGCUUAAAGCGUCACCGCAUUUGGCACACUUAUUUCCUUCCGAUGGUCAGCCUGUGGCCACAACACUAGCGGAACUAGUAGCCUCAUCUAUUGCUGACGAAGAACCUAUGCUCGAAAUAUCAGCAGUGGUGAUAACCCCAUCUACUUCUGACGGAGAUACUCACCCUGACUCUAAAGAGCCAACUAAACUCAGUCAAGAAACGGAAUUGCUGUAUAUCAGGGAUUGGAAAUCCGCACUUUCUUUCAAGCAUGGUCCCCUCACCGACUGUGAUUCUGUCGCUGUUCCUUGUACAGCUGCAUCUCCUCCGCCAAACCCAUCGGAUGGCGCGACACGAUAG